AUGGGAGAUACUAUGAAAUGGCCCAGGAAGAGUGACAGGCCUAGAGAGAAGAAAGAUCCGUCCAGAUGGUGUGAUUUCCAUUCGGAUAUCGGUCACACUACUGAUGAAUGUGUCGCGCUCAGAAAGGAAGUUGCAUACCUGCUAAAAAAGGGCUACCUCAAAGAACUCCUGUCAGAUAAAUCUAAAGCUUCAGGGAGGGAAAGAGAAUCUAAGCAAGGAGGUCCUCCACCUCCGCCUCCAAUUAUCAAAACCAUCUGUUUCAUAUCAGGGGGAUCAGAAGUAUGUGGUUUAACGUAUUCUGCAGCAAAGCGACAUGCAAAGGAGAGUAAUAAGGAUCAAUCUGACAAGAGGAAGAAAUCCAAGAUAGACAUUCCCAUCAUGUUUGAAGAAAGCGAUGUAGUAGAAGGCCAUCAUGACGGCCUAGUGAUUUCACUCCCAGUUGGAAACUGCAUGAUCAAGCGUAUCCUAGUGGACAAUGGAAGCUCUACAAACAUCAUCAUGCUUGACACUCUGAAACAUAUGAACAUAGACGAAAAGAACAUCGUCAAAAAGUCAACAAUGUUAGUGGGAUUCAGUAGGGAAACCAAGAAGAUAAGUGGAGAGAUUACAUUGGCCACGUACGGAAAAGGAAUCAACCUACAGGUCAAGUUCUUAGUGGUUGACACUCUAUCUUCGUACAAUAUGAUCUUAGGCAGACCCUGGAUACAUGAGAUGAAGGCCAUCCCCUCUACAUACCACCAAGUCAUUAAGUUUCCUACUAGGUGGGGUAUUCAAGAAAUCAGUGGAGAUCCUAGGGAAGCUAAGGAAUGUUACAAGAUCGCACUAAAAGCAACAUCUGCAGAAAAGAGUUCAGCAUAG
Molecule: messenger RNA, 858 nt
Organism: Chenopodium quinoa (quinoa)
Lineage: Eukaryota; Viridiplantae; Streptophyta; Magnoliopsida; Caryophyllales; Amaranthaceae
Exons: 1
Coding region: 1-858 (285 amino acids)
Source: RefSeq, a predicted model, not a curated record